AUGGAGGCAUUAAACGCAACCUUCAAAUCGGCUUCCAACGUGAACGAAGUCAUACCUAAUGUUCAAGGCACGAACAUUCCGCGCCAUUAUUUUCUCCCCAAUCUCUCUAGCGAUAUGCUUCGGAGACCAGAUUUCGAUGUUAAUACUAUUCCUGGAAUUUCGGAUAAAUACGUCCAAGCGUUUGUUAAAAACCUACACAGAGUGGUCAUGAAUGCGGGUGUUGAUAUAGGCACAGACGAAUCUAAGACUGACUCAUUAGUAAACCAUAUGUUAACUCGCUUUGCUGAAUUUGAUGGUGAGCCAUUUGGUUUAAGAGUCAAAGAAUACUACAGGCUAGUCGUUAGUGAUAAGAGAGUAUCUGCAAAACCUGAAUUUGUCAUAGAUAAGAAAGAAGUUGCUAUGAUAGUCGUGGAGGAUAAACAUUUGAAGAAUGUUAUUGCACCUGAUUUUGGGGAAGCGCAGAUGCUUGCCGAGAUACUCGCCUGUGGAUAUGAAAAUGUACGUCUAUCUAUUACGGAUCAGACCAUAUUGGCUGUUCGUGUCAUCUCCUCGUAUGUUACAUUCUACAAGGCUGAGAUUCCUGUAGCAUAUUGGAGAGAACUUAGGAGGGGCUUACCACAAAAGCAGUCAAUCACAAUUUUAAGAUGGCCGGGGAGGAAUGAUCCAAAUGCUGGUCUAGAUUUGGCAGAACCGAUCGGAAGACGUUCAGUUUUGACGGCAUUAAUCAAAAUUCGGGAUUCACUUUUACAGGGAGAAGGGGAAGUGUCGUAA
Molecule: messenger RNA, 771 nt
Organism: Paraglomus occultum
Lineage: Eukaryota; Fungi; Glomeromycota; Glomeromycetes; Paraglomerales; Paraglomeraceae
Source: the annotation of a GenBank genome assembly